Messenger RNA from Rhinichthys klamathensis goyatoka, 2785 nucleotides. It is a transcript of the gene gnaq, whose product is annotated as guanine nucleotide binding protein (G protein), q polypeptide. NCBI's taxonomy places the organism in Eukaryota, Metazoa, Chordata, Actinopteri, Cypriniformes, Leuciscidae. The coding region runs from base 600 to 1679 and encodes 359 amino acids. Gene Ontology annotation, biological process: adenylate cyclase-modulating G protein-coupled receptor signaling pathway; phospholipase C-activating dopamine receptor signaling pathway; action potential. The transcript has 7 exons. Gene Ontology annotation, cellular component: heterotrimeric G-protein complex. The record is from RefSeq and is a predicted model, not a curated record. Gene Ontology annotation, molecular function: GTPase activity; G protein-coupled receptor binding; G-protein beta/gamma-subunit complex binding.
UCCCUAUUGCAUAUGGAAGAGUCGAGAGUCAAAAUCGAGCCUAUUCAAACUGGGAUUUAAAUCAACAGGCGUGAAGAACUCGAUGGACUAAAUUACACAAUCGCUUCAAAGGCGCGGAUCCUGUCAGAUGAACGAGAGUGUUGUAACGUUAGCGUUCACAACGUUUGGAAACGGCAUUUCAGGGAAUUGUCGGCCAUAUUCAGCGAUACCACGCCCGGUGAGGAGACUUUUACACGGGGGCAACACCAUUCAUGCAAACAAUCCCCACCACAAGUUCAUGGACAGCUUUUAACACAGUCUAAAGAGGAACUAUCACUGUAUUGAAGAAAGACAUUCAAUACGGAACACCAAAUAUAAAAACAACGUGCAAUGGAGUUAUUAUUCCAAACGAUCUGUUGCUUUUGUGAAUGAUAUAAAACAGCUCACACCGCUUCACGAUUUCAGUAACGCAUUUUGAAUGUGGUUAGGAUUCUCUCCUCAACGCGCUACAGGGGGACUCUUUCUCUUGCCUCAUCUGAACGAUUGCAUUUGAGUUGGGACUGAUGUUCUUUCAAUGGAAUUGCUGAAAAGCUCGUAAUUGUGAAUUGUUGGGGAGAAUCAUGACGCUGGACUCCAUCAUGGCGUGCUGCCUCAGCGAGGAGGCGAAAGAAGCGCGGCGGAUCAACGAUGAGAUCGAGCGAAAGCUCCGCCGUGACAAGAAAGACGCUCGGCGCGAGCUCAAACUGCUCCUGCUGGGAACUGGUGAGAGUGGGAAAAGCACCUUUAUUAAACAGAUGAGAAUCAUUCAUGGCUCAGGCUAUUCAGAAGAGGACAGGAAAAGCUUUACCAAGCUGGUCUACCAAAACAUCUUCACAUCUUUGCAGUCCAUGAUACGAGCAAUGGAAACUCUCCAGAUCCUUUACAAAUAUGAACAUAAUAAGGCCAAUGCAAACAUUGUCAGAGAAGUAGAUGUAGAGAAGGUCUUCAUGUUGGUCAACCCCUAUGUAGAUGCCAUCAAGAGUUUAUGGAAUGACCCAGGAAUUCAGGAGUGCUAUGAUCGGAGGAGAGAAUACCAGCUCUCGGAUUCCACAAAAUAUUACCUAAAUUCACUAGAUCGCAUCGCGAACCCUUCCUACGUUCCCACCCAGCAAGAUGUGCUCAGGGUGAGAGUGCCCACAACAGGCAUCAUUGAAUACCCCUUCGACCUACACAGUGUCAUAUUCAGGAUGGUGGAUGUUGGGGGACAGCGGUCAGAAAGACGGAAGUGGAUCCACUGCUUUGAAAACGUCACCUCCAUCAUGUUCCUGGUAGCACUCAGUGAAUAUGACCAAGUUCUGGUAGAGUCUGACAAUGAGAAUCGAAUGGAGGAAAGCAAAGCAUUGUUUAGGACGAUAAUAACAUACCCCUGGUUCCAGAAUUCAUCAGUUAUUCUCUUUCUGAACAAGAAAGACAUUUUGGAAGAGAAAAUAAUGUUUUCACAUCUUGUUGAUUACUUUCCUGAAUAUGAUGGAGCCCAGAGAGAUGCUCAAGCCGCACGGGAAUUCAUCCUGAAGAUGUUUGUCGACCUGAAUCCAGACUGCGAAAAAAUCAUUUAUUCUCAUUUCACCUGCGCCACUGACACAGAAAACAUCAGAUUCGUGUUUGCUGCUGUCAAGGACACCAUCUUGCAGCUCACACUGAAGGAAUACAAUCUAGUCUGAACCAGUUUCGGUUUUGUCAUUUUUCUGGCCUGGUUAAAGGACUCAUCAGUCUGCCACUAGAGCCUGCUGUGAGCCAAUAAAGUCUGCUUUAAUUGUAUGAGCAGUCGGUUGUCCCUGUUUCUGCUCCAUGAAAUUGGACAUACAAGUUAUUUCUAAGAACUGUAAAACAAGUUAUUCACGACUUUUUUCAUUAUUUAUUUGCACCUCGCAGCUACUUCACAGGAUUCAACUUGAAUGUUAUUAUUCCAUUUUAAUGAAAAAUGUUGUUAUUGUUAAUGCUUUUUAUUACAGAUGAAAUGAUUUCCUCUUGUUUAAGGUUUAUUCUGUAGCAGGUUCUUUUUGGUUUAAGUUGUACCCGUUGUGCAAUUUGCUAUAAAUGUUAUGUAGAUUUUUCCGUCUUGGACAUAUUAAGUAUUAUGUGGGGCAAGUGGUCAUUAGAAGGCAAUGAAAUGUACUUAUUUGGAUUUGUAACACAGUAGUUUCUUUUUAAGAGUUAGAGCAAGCUUAGUAUAUAAGGGUCUUUUCUACCUUUCACGGCUCAUGCAUUGGUAAAGAAUAGACAACAGCUAGGUUACAUUAACAUUUACAUUAAAAGUGCCAAAGUUCCUCUAAUGUGGUAGUUUUAUGUAUUGCCAAACUAAUAAUCAUACCACAGGCAAUAAGUUAGACUUGCCAGUAUCAUUUAUUUUUAUACCAUAUCAGUUCUUUGUAUUUUCUCAUUGCACUUCUCAGAAUAGAUGAUGACAUACUGUUCAUGAUCUCAUCCAUUAAGUUCAUCAGUGUUCCAUAACAAAGCUUGAACAAUGUGCUAAGAGAGACGAUUCCUGUGCAAUCAUCCUUAUCUUAAACUACAAAUGUGCCAUUCAGAUUUUCUGUAGCACUUGCAUACGUUUAGAAUUUUUUGUGUGUGAUAAAUUACCCAACAAGUGUUCUCAGUGAGCCAAUGAUGCUCUUACUGGUAUUGUAUUGACUGUACAGUGUGGUUAGUGUGGUGUAAUCAAGCUUAGGCCGAUAUGUGCAGUUGUUUUUAAAGACAAUGCGGAUUUGUAAAGAGUAUCAUGUGAUUAGAUGCUUCAGCCAAGAGUAAAGGACCAAAUUGCUGUUGU